UCCCCCCGCUAACCACCCUUUUUUUUCUCUUCUCUCCUCCUUCUCCUCUCGAGCUUGCUCGCCAUGCUUCCGUUGUAAUCACAACUUCAGAGGCCCUCCCCUCUUACCUCGUCGUUCGCCCUCAAUUCUCUCUGGCAUCACUGCUCUUUCCCCAAUCCAACUCCGCGCAUAUCCUCGGCCUCGGCACAUUCCAGUCCCUUGUGACGUCGCACUGCACCCCACUAGCAGAUUUUUGACGCCUCGAGCAAACCCGACACCGGAUCUUUCGCUCGCGAUCCUCCCACCCGCACACGACAUCCCGCCAUCACUCAUUCACUUGCACCUACCUAUCUCCACUGACCCCGGGCCUUCAAGUCGCGUUUUACAAAACUCGCAACCGAAGCUUGAAUUCCGUUUCCUCUUCAAUAAACCCCGCCAAACCAGAACGAAGUGCUGAAUCUCAACUCGAACAUCGCCGGUUUCGCCCGAUCGAAAAUACUCGACACUCUCAAACAGCACACACAACUAUCCCACAACCCAAUAUCCCACGACUUACUCAGCCAUGGUCCGCAAUAUCAUUGUGCUUGGUGGUAACACCCACCCGGAGCUGGUCAACAGCGUGUGCAACAAUCUGGGCUUGAACCCCUGUGAGCGCAUUCUCAGCAAGUUCUCAGUUGGAGAGAGUCGCUGCGAGAUCAAAGACUCAGUGCGUGGCAAGGAUGUCUUUAUCAUCCAGAGCGCCUCUGGCUCAGUCAAUGAUGGUUUCAUGGACCUGUGCAUCAUGAUCUCUGCCUGCAAGACUGGCUCUGCCAAGAGAGUCACUGCUGUCAUGCCUCUCUUCCCUUACUCGAGACAACCCGACGUUCCCUACAAGAAGGCUGGCGCCCCCCUCUCCAAGUCAUCAGCGGAAGCAUCAAAAAACUACACGUUUGAGAGUGUGCCUUCAACUCCCGGUCCUGGAAUUGCACGCAGUGCUACCCUCUCUAACGGUAUUGAUGGUAUUGCCUCCAAGCUGGCCAAGAGCAAGCUCAACGAGGAACGGAGCAACGGCAUCAACGGAUCCUCUGACUACGUCAGGAAUGGCGAGCACAAGACCAAUGGAAAUGGGAACAGCAAUGGUCGCACCAACCACGACUCUUCGUCACAGUUCAGCUACACCACCCACGACUACGCCAACCAGAACCAGAUCAAUGGCUUCCAGUCCAAGCCCGGCUAUAAGCAGUGGGUUGCCCAAGCUGGUACCCUGGUUGCCGACCUAUUGACCUGCGCGGGAGCGGACCAUGUGAUCACGUAGGUUUCCUCCUUCACCUUCCUUGACGUGAUGUCCUUUUUUGCAUCUGCGUCUUUGUUGCCAGUUCCACAAGAGCCGACCUAUGGCUUGGCCCUGCUCGCCUGCACUUCUUGAUUGCUUCCU
Colletotrichum destructivum is the source of this 1393-nucleotide messenger RNA. Its product is annotated as Putative ribose-phosphate pyrophosphokinase, phosphoribosyltransferase. The record is from RefSeq and is a predicted model, not a curated record. Gene Ontology annotation, biological process: purine nucleotide biosynthetic process; 5-phosphoribose 1-diphosphate biosynthetic process. Gene Ontology annotation, cellular component: ribose phosphate diphosphokinase complex; cytoplasm. The transcript is spliced from 2 exons. NCBI's taxonomy places the organism in Eukaryota, Fungi, Ascomycota, Sordariomycetes, Glomerellales, Glomerellaceae. The coding region runs from base 542 to 1273 and encodes 243 amino acids. Gene Ontology annotation, molecular function: magnesium ion binding; ribose phosphate diphosphokinase activity.